CGUCAUCCAAUUCGAUUGCGAAAUCCAACCUGCCUCCAGGCGAUACUUCCAUCGAACGAGGCUCCUUGUAGUACUCGUAGUAGAUCCUACUCGUUCAACCUCAUCGCAUUUGCUCAGAUGAAGCGACCUGUUACCCACCGUUAGUUCAUAGACUCGCCCCCGCCCGGGUUACGGCGCAAUAUAGUCAAGAUGUUAGAAGGCUUGGUCGCUGGGUUGCUCAACCGCUUCUUGGGCAUGUAUGUCAAGAAUUUUGAUCCUACCCAAUUGAAAGUCGGUAUAUGGUCUGGCGAUGUGAAGCUCCGGAAUUUGGAGCUCCGCAAAGAGGCUCUUGAUCAGCUGAAGCUUCCCAUAAAUGUCAUGGAAGGCCAUCUAGGAGAGUUGACCCUCGUCAUUCCCUGGUCAAAUUUGCGAGGGGCACCGGUAAAGGUAUUAAUCGAGGACGUUUUCCUGCUGGCGUCUCCGAAAGAAGAGGCGGCCUACGACGAGGAAGAGGAAGAACGCAGAAGACAGCGAUUAAAAAUGGAAAAAUUGGAUUCUGCUGAGCUUUUGAAAGAGAGGUCGCAGGAAGGACUCAGCCAGGAAGAGCAAAAGAAGAGUCAGAGUUUUACAGAGAGCUUAGUCACUAAAAUUGUCGACAAUCUGCAGGUCACAGUGAAAAACAUUCAUGUGAGAUACGAGGACUUCAUAUCAGCCCCGGGACAUCCGUUUGCCCUAGGUGUCACCCUUGCCGAGUUCAGUGCAGUCAGUACCGACGGCGAAUGGAACCCUACUUUCAUCCAAAACUCGACCGAGACAACGCACAAGCUAGCCACACUCGGUGCGUUAGCAAUCUACUGGAAUACAGAUAGCACCCUACUUGGUCCGGGCCGUGAAGUGGAUAGAGGAGAGGAGCAUUUGUCCCACGCCGAUAUGGUUAAAAGCUUCAAAAAUAUGAUUGGCAAGGGAAAUGAUACUGCCACAGAGGCAGAUCAUCAGUUCAUUUUAAAGCCGGUAAGCGGUCAGGCAAAGAUUGAGCUCGACAAGACAGGCGACGUGCAUGUGCCCAAAUUCAAAGCGAGCUUGCUUUUCGAUGAAAUCGGCGUUGUUCUCGACGAUGAUCAAUAUCGUGACGCGUUAAUGAUGGUUGACCUUUUCCAUUAUUUCAUUCGUCAUCAAGAAUACAAGAAGCUUCAGCCUAAGGGGGUGACGCCCAAGGAAGACCCUCGUGCUUGGCUCAAGUUUGCUGCCAAUGCAGUGCUCACUAAAAUCCACGAGAAGAACCGAAGGUGGACUUGGGACUACUUCCGUGAGCGCCGUGAUGACCGUCGUUCAUAUAUCGAGUUGUUCAAGAAAAAGAAGGCAAAUCAGCAACUCACACUAGAGGAAAUUGACAAUCUCAAUAAGCUCGAGUGGAAACUAGGGUAUGAAGAUUUGCGAUUCUGGAGGUCGCUAGCUCGCAACCAAUUGCGAAAGGAGAAUGCGGAGGCACUCAGAAGAGCACCGCCUAAAAAGGAGCAGCAGCAACAGGGCUGGUUAGCUUGGGCUUGGGGUUCGAAGCCUUCCGAGCAAACCGACUCUACGGAGGAAAAUACUCAGAUGACCGAGGAGCAGCGCAAAGAGCUCUACGAGGCGAUCGACUGGGACGAGAAAACCGCUCUAGCUGAAGUUGUGGACACACCACGCGACAUUAUCAAAAUGCAGGUCGAUGCGUCUCUUAGCACUGGUAGUUUUACUCUAAGACAGAAUCCUCAUGGAAAAACGACCGAUUUGCUAAGUCUGCAUUUUGACGUCUUUAAGGCGAAAGUAUUCAAGAGGCCCGACUCCGUACUCGCUGAUAUUAGCCUGGGCGGUUUCCGAGUCAAUGAUGGUACUACCCCAGAGAGCUUGUUUAAGGAGAUUGUUCGGGUCAAAGACGCUCCAGAAGCGAAAAAUAAGAGACGGCUUUCCAUCGCCGAACUCGAGAGGGCUGAACAGGAGACCUUCUUUGAUUUGCAGGUUGAGCAAAAUCCCCUUGAUGGUCAGAGCGACUUUGCGGUCACGGCGAAGCUCAAACCACUGGAGAUUGUGUGGAAUCCUAACUUCGUUGUGGGUGUCGUUGACUUCUUCAAACCACCCGAGAGGCACAUGGAAUCUAUAACAGCGUUGAUGGAGACUGCCGGCGCUACCGUUGAGGGGUUGAGACAGCAGACGCGUGCUGGUCUUCAGUUUGCGCUUGAAGAGCACAAAACUAUAAACGCGAAAUUAGACCUCCAGGCACCUCUUAUCAUAAUCCCUCAGUCUAUCAAGACGCCACGAUCUACAUGUCUCAUUCUAGACGCCGGUCAUAUUAGCGUCAACAGUGAGCUUGUUGAUAAAGGGACUUUGAAACAAGUACAGGAUAAGCACAACCACCAAUUCUCCGAUGAAGACUUCAAACAGCUCGAGUCUCUUAUGUAUGAUCGGUUCCUAGUCAAACUAACGUCAACGCAGGUCCUUAUUGGACCUUCUAUCGAAGAGACAAAGUCUCAAUUAAUUGAGAAGGAUGACAGUCGGAUGCUUCAUAUCGUGGAGAAAAUCAAUGUUGAUUUUGUAGUAGCUCUGUCAAUAUUGCCAAAAGCACCUAAUUUGACGAAGGUCAAAGUAUCAGGACACAUGCCUGUACUCCAUGCAAUGGCUUCAGACACCAAGUAUAAAAGCCUCAUGAAGUUAAUUGAUGUUGCAAUACCAAAGUUCGAUGAAGAGCAUCACCCUAGAACCGAAGGACAGUCUAUGAAGCCUCGCCAACUUAGUUCUUCGUCGAACCGCUUACCAAAACUACAAGAUCGCAAGGCUUCAUCCAACUUAUUUCUAACUCAGCAAACCGCCGUGAUCCUAGAAGAUGACUCUGACGAUGGCUUGGAUGAAUUUGAAGAUGCUGCGGAUGGAACUUCGAAUCAACGGCUUAAAACACAGCAGCGCAACUUUGAGUUCAAGUUCGCUGUCGACAAGUUACAAGGCUCUCUCUAUCGGAGUGACCCCGAUGGAGUGCAGCCUGAAUCCCUACUUGUGGAACUAAUCGCGGAGAAUUUCGAUCUCAACUUCUAUAUUCGGCCUUACGACAUGGCAGCCGAGGUAUCACUAGGCUCCGUGACGGUAGACGACUUCGUUGAUAAUCCUCCGGCGGAGUUCAAAUCUAUCGUGUCUUCCGGCGAUACCGAAGACCGCCAGCAACAAAGAGAUCUUGUCCGCGUCAGGUUCACCAGAGUCAAGAAGGAAUCUCCAGAGUUCAUGCCUGUAUAUGAGGGCAUAGAGACCAACGUCAAUGUUGCUGUUUCAACUAUCAACCUGGUUGUUACAAGAAAGACCUUGCUUACACUACUAGACUUCGUGCUCACGACAUUUACCAACAAUAAUAACUCGGGCUCCCAACAGCAGAGAAGGUUUAUAGAUGUGGGCGAGGAAGACACGGUUGAGAUUAUUGAACCAGCAACUGGUUCACAGCAGAGUGAGGGCGGUUCCAUCCGCGUCAAGGUCGAUCUGAAGAGUAUCCGCAUGAUUCUAAAUAACGAUGGGAUUCGAUUAGCAACUCUCUCGUUCAACCAAGCUGAUGUUGGUGUUUUCCUUCUUGGUAGGACGAUGAGAGUAGCAGCAAAACUAGGCGACCUGACACUAGUAGAUGAUGUUAAUAUUGGCGCGUCAGAAAGUUCGAGCUUCCGUCAGCUCGUUACAAUCCAAGGGGAUGAGCUCGCUGAUUUCCGUUACGAAACAUACGAUCCAAGCAACGAGAAAAUCUACCCAGGAUACGAUUCAUCUAUAUACUUACGUGCGGGAUCUAUCAAGGUUAAUUUCCUUGAAGAGCCAUUCAGAAAGAUCAUCGAAUUCUUGGUCAAGUUUGGCAAAAUGCAGGCCAUUUACAAUGCUGCUCGUCAAGCAGCUGCUAACCAGGCUCAGCAAUUGCAGCAAAGCACCAGCAGAUUCAAGUUUGACGUCAUAAUAAACACCCCUAUCAUCGUAUUCCCCCGUCACCUUUCUCCGGAUCGACCAAAACGCGAUCUAAUUACUGCUUAUCUGGGUGAAAUAUACGCCCAGAACAAAUUUGUGCCGUUAGAUGAUGCGGAGGACUCGGAAAUCGGCAUGAAGCUUUCCGCAGGUAUCAGAAACAUCAGACUAACGUCGCUAUUCCAUUAUCCUAACGAACAGUCCGAAGAACUUGAAAUGAUUGAUCAUGUAGAUCUUGGCUUCAACCUUACCUACGCUGAACACAAAGAGGGAUGGAAGCGUCCAGAUAUGGAGAUUGGAGGCAGCAUGACUGACUUCAACCUAAGAAUCACUCAAUAUCAGCUCAACUUCCUCCUAGAAAUUUCCAGAUCAGUGCCAGCAGCCUUCGCUACAGAUGCCGAUGCUAGAGGAGAAGAAGCUGAGCGAGAUGUGGACGAGGGUACAUUGCGACGCGCUAAAACGAUGUCAUCCACCACCAGCAGGUCUGAGGACCAGUUAAUUGACCUCUCUCCAGAACUAGGCUCUAGAGAGGACGUCUGGACGAAACUCGACCUCGUUUUCAAUAUACACAAAAUAGGCCUUGAGCUAAUCAAUGCUCAUGAAAACCAACCUGUGGGUGACAUGGACAGCGCUAGUCUGUCACGAUUCUCCUUGGAUGAUAGCAGGUUGAAGACUCGAGUACUGGCAGACCGCUCGUUAGAAGCAGAGUUUGUGAUUCAAUCAUUCACCAUACAUGAUAGUCGCACUCGCGAAGAUAGCAAGUAUAGAAGAAUCAUGGCAUCUUCUAAUAAGAACGUCCAGCAAUUCAUGGCGAGCGUAUCAAUGUCAGGCGGCGAUGAGCGCAAUUUAAUUGCUGUGAUCGCCAUUGACAGCCCUAGGAUCAUCUUCGCUUUGGACUACCUCUUCGCGAUUCAAAAGUUCCUCAUGGCUGGACUACAAGCUAAGGAGCCCCCACAAGCUGCCUUGGAAAGUCCCGUGGAGACUCCCGAUAUUUCUGAUGCCGAGUCAAUGCAAGUACAGUCGACUGGGAAGUCAUCUCAAAAAAGUACAAAGAAAUCCCAGUCAGAAUCGGGGGCUACCAAGAAUGGGGAGUCUAAGCUCAGCAUUGCCUUCCGUGUUAAUAUUGUCGACUCGCAGGUCAUACUAAUAGCUAACCCCCUCAGCUCUAGCUCGGAAGCAAUUGUGUUAGGGACGAAACAAGUACUACUCUCGCAACAACACUCGUUGACAUUUCAAGUUAGCCAAGUUGGCAUGUUUCUCUGCCGCAUGGACAAGUUUGACGACACUCGACUUCGUAUCCUUGACGACUUCUCAGUCCAAGUAUCGAUGGACAAUUCGCGGACUGACUAUACAAACAUCCACGUUGAUAUUGACCCAUUAAUUCUUCGGCUUUCGCUUCGAGAUAUACUUCUUGUUCUCCAGAUCAUUAGCAAGGCAUCUGAACUUUCCGAGAAGGACGAUAACGAACCUAAUGCCAGUGCGUCUAACAAGAAAACCAAGGAAAUUCGGCAAGCUGGUCUUAAAGAACGUACAGCAAGUGGUCGGGGACACUCUACUGUUGCUACCAGUAGGAGUAAAACGGCCAAAACUUCAGGUACGAUAGUCACUAAGAAAUCCGGGAAGGGUCAAUUGAACCAACCUCAUGAUGUCAGUACGGCUCCUAAGCGCCAUGAGGAACUUAGUGCCGCAAUUGCUGGAAUUCGUGUUGUGCUGAUUGGUGAUGUUCACGAGUUACCGAUUCUGGAUCUCAGCAUUAACAAAUUUACGGCUUCAUCGACGGACUGGUCCAGCAACCUCAAAGCAGAGACUGCGAUUGAUAUGUAUAUCAACGUCUACAACUUCGCAAAGUCCGCUUGGGAGCCACUCUUGGAGCCCUGGCAAGUAGGCCUUGGCGUUGCAAAGCAGCAAGAUACAGGUCUCUUCUCGGUUGAUGUCUCGUCCAAAAGAACAUUUGAUAUUACAAUCACAACCGCAACAAUCGCCUUGGCGUCUAAAUCAUUCGACUUCUUGACCAAAGAUGAAGAUGUCUUGGGUAAACCUCGUGGAGUAGAGGCCCCCUACAAAAUCCGGAAUUAUACAGGCUUUGACGUCUUAGUGGAGGCUAGAAGUCAGAGCAAUGACGAGAAGAUCUCCCUCAAGCUACAAGACGGCGAAGAGGGUCCAUGGAGCUUCGAACACUGGGAAAAGGUCCGAGAAAAUAUCACGUCGGAAAGCAGUGCGACAAGCAGCGUUGCCGUUGAAAUCGAAGGCAGUGGUUUCGAUAUAGUCAAGAACAUUCGUCUUAACCGUGAGGGCGAAUUCCUCUAUAGCCUACGACCUAAGACGGAUAAUACCCUCCAUCGGCUACUGGUUGAAGUAAAACUAGGCUCAGACAACAUCAAAUAUGUUACCCUUCGAUCACCCCUUGUGGUAACAAACGAGACACAGAUACCCGUCGAAUUAGGUGUGUAUGAUGCCCAAGAAGGGCAUCUGCUUAAGAUCGAGAAGAUUUCACCAGGGGAAAGUCGACCGGCUCCGGUGGCUGCCGCUUAUGUGAAAUCCUUGUUGGUACGACCAGAUUCUGGGUUUGGUUACGCAUGGUCAUCCGAACAUUUGUGGUGGAGAGAUUUACUCAAGAGACCAACACGCACACUCGUGUGCAAAGGCGAGAAUAGUGACACAUUCUAUUUCCAACUCAACGCAAGCUUUGAUCGUGGCCACUUCCUCACCGGGAAAUAUCCGUACAUGAGAUUAAAACUCUCUCCUCCAAUAGUCCUAGAGAACCUUCUUCCCUACGACUUCAAAUAUCGCAUUUAUGACAGAAACACGAAACGGGAUUGGACGAACUUUCUGCGGAAGGGUGGCGUUAGCCCCGUUCACGUAGUAGAGUUGUCUCAUCUUCUAUUGCUGAGUAUCGACAUGCAAGAUACCAACUUGAAGCCCAGCGAGUUUGCUAUCAUCAACCCUGGCGCACAUGAAGACUUCCGUAAAGAGUAUAAACUGAUAUGCAAAGAUAGUGAAGAUCUCUCUCUACAUCUUAGACUUCAUUAUUUCAAGAUCCCAGACGGGGGUGGCGCUUUCAAAGUUGCCGUAUAUAGUCCCUAUGUCGUACUCAAUAAGACUGGUCUACCGGUCGAUAUUCGCGCUAAGCAAUUCUUACAACAGCCGAAGAAGGCUGCGGGUCAAUCGGCCUUGGCGGAUACUUCAGAUCAAGAGCGGCCGAAAGCUUUGCCUUUUAUGUUCUCAUACAACAAUGAUGACCAACGCAACCGAGCCAUCCUCAAGAUAGGCGAUUCCGAAUGGAGUAGGCCGCAGAGUUUCGAUGCGAUUGGAAGCACAACCGAGAUAGUCUUGCUAUCAUCGAAAAAGGAUUCCGAAAUCCAUGUUGGUAUGACUGUAGAACCCGGUGAGGGAAAAUACAAGUUGACAAAAGUUGUCACCCUGGCGCCACGCUUCGUAGUCAAGAACAAGAUCGGCGAAGAGCUUGUUAUCAGAGAACCAACUUCGUCGAAGACUAUGACUUUGCAUCCUGGUGGCUUGCAGCCUCUCCAUUGGCUUCAAAGAUCUGCUACCAAGCAACUUGUUUUAAGGUUCCCGGGGAUCGAUGAUCAGUGGACAGCACCAUUCAAUAUAUCGGAUUUGGGUACAGUGCAUGUCAAAAUUGCAAGAGCUGGGCAGCGACAACGCCUCAUCCGAGUCGAAAUUUUGAUGGAAGACGCGACGAUAUUCCUCCAUCUCAGCAUGGAGACGAAAAAUUGGCCUUUCUCCAUGCGGAAUGAAAGUGAUGUCGAGUUCACUUUCUAUCAAGCAAACCCGAAUAUAGACGAAGAUGGGGUUGAGGAUCGCUCUGGAUGGAGGCCGAUUAGGUACCGCUUACCACCGCGCAGCAUCAUGCCCUAUGCUUGGGACUUCCCAGCUGCCAAGUUUAAGGAAGUGGUUAUCAGCGCCUUCGGCAAAGAACGCCACGUAAAACUAGCGGAAAUCGGUAAUCAGAUCCCGAUGAAAUUCGUUACCGGUUCCGGUACCCAGAAGAUAAUCGAUAUUACUGUCGCUGCUGAUGGACCAACUCAGACGCUUAUUUUGUCAAAUUUCAAGCCGAGCAAGAGUCUUUACCGCCAGAGGACCCAUACGGGAUCAAGCAGCAGCAGUGCAGGCGGUUUCGAAGUCAAGAGUCAGGAUACCGAUAUAGCAUUCCAGGCACAGUUAAAGCUCUCCGGUAUUGGUAUCUCGCUCAUCAACCAACAGUUGAAGGAACUGGCAUACAUAACAUUUAGAGACAUCAACCUCCGGUAUAGUGAAUCGGCUCUAUAUCAAACUAUCAGUACAUCCAUCAAAUGGAUUCAGAUUGAUAACCAGCUAUAUGGCGGUCUUUUCCCGAUGAUACUUUACCCGAGCGUGGUUCCAAAGCAAGCACAGGAAACCGAGUUGCACCCUUCAUUACAUGCCAUGGUUACACGAGUGAAGGAUGAUUCGUAUGGCGUUUUAUACGUCAAAUACGCUACAGUACUGCUUCAGCAGAUGACCAUUGAUCUUGACGAGGAUUUCAUCUAUGCCGUCUUGGAUUUCUCCAAGAUCCCAGGAGCAUCAUGGUCCGAAACCAACGAGGGUAAGCUCUGCGAUGAAGGCCUAGAUAUCCCCGAGCCCAAGCAAGAACAAUCAGGUCAAGAUAUUUACUUUGAGGUCUUGAACAUACAACCUAUGCAACUAGAUUUAUCGUUCAUGCGUACCGAACGCGUUAACGUAGAGGACAAGACUUCUUCUCGGAAUCCUAUUAUGUUCUUCGUCAACGUGAUGACUAUGGCCAUCGGGAAUGUCAAUGAUGCCCCGAUCCGGUUGAACGCAUUGCUAUUAGAAAAUGCUCGAGUCUCCAUUCCUAUUCUGAUACAAAACAUUUCCAACCACUACAGCCAGGAAGUCUUAUACCAGGUCCACAAGAUCAUCGGUAGUGCGGACUUCCUCGGCAAUCCCGUCGGUUUAUUCAAUAGUAUCAGUAGCGGCAUAACGGAUGUCUUCUAUGAGCCAUACCAAGGGCUUAUUAUGUCUGAUAAACCCGAAGAUCUAGGACUGGGGAUUGCAAAAGGAGCCGCCAGCUUUGUCAAAAAAUCGGUCUACGGUUUCUCAGAUUCCUUUUCCAAAGUCACCGGCAGCUUUGGCAAGGGCCUAGCCGCCGCCACCUUAGACAAGCAGUUCCAAGAUCGCCGGCGGAUUACACGAGCUCGUAAUCGGCCAAAGCAUGCCUUAUUCGGCGUCACUGCAGGUGCAAAUUCUUUCUUUACCUCUGUUGCGUCUGGAAUCGGUGGUAUCGCCCGGAAGCCCCUCGAAGGUGCAGAACAAGAAGGCGCCGUCGGCUUUUUCAAAGGCGUUGGCAAAGGCUUUAUUGGUCUUGCGACUAAGCCUGCUGUGGGAGUUUUCGAUCUCGCGUCCAACGUAUCUGAAGGUAUUCGCAAUACCACAACUGUAUUCGACGGUUCCGAGCUUGAUCGUGUCCGCUUGCCGCGGUUUAUACCCAUAGACGGCAUAGUUCGUCCUUACAAUCAGCGCGAAGCCUUAGGCCAGUCCUGGCUCAAGCAAGUGGACAACGGAAAAUACUUCAACGAGGAAUACAUCGCACACUUAGACUUACCCAGAGAAGAUAUGGUAGUUAUGAUCACUUUCAGUCGAAUUCUUCUGAUUAGAAGCCGGAGGCUUACUACAGAAUGGGAUAUACCUCUGAAGGACGUACAGACGAUUACAAAGGAGCGCACAGGUCUCAGCAUCGUCUUACGCGGCGGUACUAAUGGGCCGUUUAUUCCUGUAAGUGAAGAGAGCGGACGAGCGUUCUUAUACCGAAUGGUAGCUGUGGCUGUAGAAGAAUUCAAUCGUAGAUUCAGGGGCUUGGAGUAAGAAGGCUCUCACCGGCAGUUAGGGCAGUGUGAAAGAGCAUAUGGGGGUAAAUUCAAAAGGCGGUGCACGGUUUAAUGCGUGCUUUAGGUUAGGAACUCGAGCAAAAUAUCUUGGCGUACGGGGUUUUUAUGUAUCCUUUAGAACAUGACAUAUCAUGACCAUUAUGACGCUAUUGUUAUCGUGUUAGCCAGUGAU
This is a messenger RNA of Daldinia caldariorum, 9993 nucleotides long. RefSeq names its product vacuolar protein sorting-associated protein 13. NCBI's taxonomy places the organism in Eukaryota, Fungi, Ascomycota, Sordariomycetes, Xylariales, Hypoxylaceae. Gene Ontology annotation, cellular component: extrinsic component of membrane. The record is from RefSeq and is a predicted model, not a curated record. The coding region runs from base 190 to 9798 and encodes 3202 amino acids. The transcript is spliced from 2 exons. Gene Ontology annotation, biological process: protein targeting to vacuole; protein retention in Golgi apparatus; mitochondrion organization.